Saxophila tyrrhenica is the source of this 840-nucleotide messenger RNA. RefSeq lists its product as uncharacterized. NCBI's taxonomy places the organism in Eukaryota, Fungi, Ascomycota, Dothideomycetes, Mycosphaerellales, Extremaceae. The transcript has a single exon. The record is from RefSeq and is a predicted model, not a curated record. The coding region runs from base 1 to 840 and encodes 279 amino acids.
AUGUGUGCAGUGUCAGUUUUCCACGGCAAAGACGGCAUGCUCACGCAGCUUCGAAUCAUGAACGAGCAGCUCCUCUCGAGAUGCAGCUGUACGGCUCGAGAUCUUCUCCAAGAUCAGAAAGGCGCAGAGAAAGCGGUCACGAUCUUUGGGGUUGGCUCUGCACCACUGAACUACGUUCUCGAAGAGAUCCAACGUCACGGCACCGACGUCUACAUCAAAACGCACAGAGAACCACUGGACCGAGCUGUUGCCAUUUUCCAGGCCGUGGAAGCGUUGGCAGUCGAUCCAGCUCAACCUCAAGUUGAGGGUUCCAUCGUCCAAUUCAUCGCACACAACAAGCUGGAACCAAGGUGGAUGGUCGCUGUACAUCUGGCAUUCGAAAGCCGCAUCGACAGCAGCAAGGCCUGGACGACGAUGGUACAUCAACUGGCCUGGGACCUCAACAACGGAAACUACGAGGCAGAAGAAGCCGCCGCUCCCCAGAAAGCCGCCAGCGCCCAUCCUUCUUUGCAUCAAGCAAUCGAUGAGAAGAUCGAGAACCUCGAGAACCGCCGCUCCAACUACGACGAAGCCAGCACGAAGUUUGCCGCUCGCAAAGAACGCAUAGCGGAGAAGCAGAGUCGCACGAGGGUUCGUGACAUCCACCAGCGUGUCCACGAUCACAACAAUCAGCUUCGGUACGAGGAGACGCAUGGAAUGAGGGAGGCAUCGGAGGCAACGGUGGAAUGGGCGCUGACAAGCAAGCCUGGGUCGUACUACAUCGGACGGCCGAAGAAGGAGUUGAAGAAGCAGAAGCGGCAGGCCGGGAAGAAGGUGGACGAGGGAGAAAGCGGGAUGUAA